AUGUCCACCUUGACUGAUUUCGACACCAUCACAAACCAGAACGUCAUUGCUGGGUUGACAAGCGUUCCCAAGCAGUGUAUGGUCAUGGAUGGAUCGAGAUUGUUUGCGGGAAAUCCGAGUCUACCCUGUGCACCACCAGCGUACGGGUCGGGCCAGUUUGAAGCUGCUGCUCUUUUUGAGCAGGCCGUACAAUAUGCUGCCGCAACAACAGCUGCUGCAGCUUCACAAGCGCCGUUUCACUCGACUGUGCCCCCAAUAUAUAGUCCUUCACCGAGUGGCAACAACAAUAUGAUGACAACAAAUGACACAACCAUUUCUUCUCAAAUUGAUGAAGGUUGUUCAUUGGAUGACGACGAAGACAGCAGCAUUCUCAGCAACUUACCGAACUCGUGUCAUGACUUCGAACUCAAGGAGUUGCAUAUCCGUCUGGAGCGAAAUCACUCGAGUCCGUUGAUUGGAGGACACAGUUCGCCAGCGCUGUCAAGUCGUCUUUCAAGCAAUUGCCCUUCGGCUGAACCACCAACUGAUCCUGCUGAGCCGGAAGAUUUGGAGGUUACAAAUCGAUCAGGUACUGAUAAAAGCGGCCAAUCGUCACUGGAACGUCCUGAACGUUUACCGUACGCGAAAAAGCUCAGCGCUCACGACCCAUUGAACAGUAUCGCACAGUACGACAGUCAUCCAAUCACAUCACCAACGUUUUUGAAUCUUAGUGAGAACUUCGAACCAUGACUGAGGAUUGAAGGUGCUGGUUUUGGAAGUGGAGAAUUGUUCGAGUCAAUCGACUCUACCAGAAGUUUCAUCGAAGAUAAAAAACGACACAUCAGCUUCGAUAAUUAUUUCCGUGGGUCGACACCUAUAAGUGACUGUGCUACACCAGAUUCAAUUCGCUGUGAAGACGAAACGGAAGCUCUAGCAAAAGGUGAAGAGCUACGUAAAGUGUCCGCGACUAAUCAAAAUAAAGCAGUACGCAAGUUAUACAUGGACAACUUGACAGUGUCUGGUUCUCCAGAAAAGCUGCCAAAAGACUUGCUUCCGGUCAUGGACUUGAAUAAGUCAUCAACCGAAACUGCCGCCACCAAAUUUGAGCCUAUUGCUGGCUUAUCAGAUGCGUCUGGGCAAUCCAGUUCACAAGUGAAGUCGGUGGAUGUUAGUUCUUCCAUCCCAGAAGAGCCUACUGUGGUGGGAGAUGACGAUGGUGAUUCGUGGGAAAACCUUGAUGACACAAAGCUUGAACAGCAGAUGAAUGCGUUAAAGCUUGAAGUCGCAUCCAAGGCACCACGACGCCCCAUCAAUUACUUUGCUCCCCCGGUGGAAGUUGCAACUCCUUGGGAUCCUUUCCUGUUGCCUCACGUUCUUGAAGCUUACGAUGUACCAGAGUACAAACUCGCUGAAGAUGUGGUUAAUGCUCUGGCGGCUACUGAUUGGGGUAAUGCCACAGUGAAGUGGUUGGAGCGCAAGAUUGUCUUUGUGGUGUUCGCUAGUGAACGACAAGCACGCGAUGCUUUGGUGCUGCACAAGCAUCAGUGGUUGCGAUUACGGCCACUUUCGAAGUCUCCGGCCCGUGUUCAGGAGAAAGCACGAGAAAUUCAAGCUCAGCUGAAACCUACCAGGGCUCGCCCAAAAACAAAUGCUGGCGUAGCUCGCAGAAUGGUAGAGAGUACUCUGGGAAUGCGCUCGUCAAUUUCGAAAGAGCAACGCGAUGCGGAAAGGAAACAGCUAUCUGAUGCGAAAGCUGCAAAGAAGAAUUCGGUUCGAUGGGACGAUUAA
Molecule: messenger RNA, 1767 nt
Organism: Haemonchus placei
Lineage: Eukaryota; Metazoa; Nematoda; Chromadorea; Rhabditida; Trichostrongylidae
Source: the annotation of a GenBank genome assembly